CCUCUUCCCCAGCAGCUGCUGCUCACUCAGCUCUCAAACCAGGGCCAGGGGACCAGGCAGAGCGACUCUGAGAAGCUCCUGAGAAGUGGAUUCGCUCGGGGCCACCACGAUGCCGGGGGCCGCCGGGGUCCUCCUUUUCCUGCUGCUCACUGGGGGCCUCGGGGACAGCCAGGAGCAGCGACUCCCACAGCGUCGACAGCCACAGGCGCAUCAGCAAAGAGGUUUAUUCCCUGCUGUCCUGAAUCUUGCUUCCAAUGCCCUCAUCACAACCAAUGCGACAUGUGGAGAAAGAGGACCUGAAAUGUAUUGCAAGUUGGUAGAGCAUGUUCCUGGGCAGCCUGUGCGGAACCCCCAGUGUCGAAUCUGCAAUCAAAACAGCAGUAAUCCAUACCAGAGACACCCUAUUACGAAUGCUAUUGAUGGAAAGAACACUUGGUGGCAGAGUCCCAGUAUCAAGAAUGGAAUCGAAUACCAUUAUGUGACAAUUACACUGGAUUUACAGCAGGUGUUCCAGAUUGCUUAUGUGAUUGUGAAAGCAGCUAACUCCCCUCGGCCUGGGAACUGGAUUUUGGAACGCUCACUUGAUGACAUCGAAUACAAACCCUGGCAGUACCACGCUGUGACGGACACAGAGUGCCUGACCCUCUACAAUAUUUAUCCCCGCACUGGACCUCCAUCCUAUGCCAAAGACGACGAGGUCAUCUGCACCUCAUUUUAUUCCAAAAUACACCCUUUAGAAAAUGGAGAGAUUCACAUUUCUCUGAUCAAUGGAAGACCAAGUGCUGAUGAUCCUUCUCCUGAACUGCUAGAAUUCACCUCUGCUCGCUAUAUCCGCCUGAGAUUCCAAAGAAUCCGCACCUUGAAUGCCGACUUGAUGAUGUUUGCUCACAAAGACCCAAGAGAGAUUGACCCCAUUGUCACAAGAAGAUAUUACUACUCAGUCAAGGAUAUUUCGGUUGGAGGGAUGUGCAUCUGCUAUGGUCAUGCCAGGGCUUGUCCACUUGAUCCAGCGACAAAUAAAUCACGCUGUGAGUGUGAGCACAACACAUGUGGCGAGAGCUGCGAUCAGUGCUGUCCAGGAUUCCAUCAGAAACCUUGGAGAGCUGGGACCUUUCUGACGAAAACUGAGUGUGAAGCAUGCAAUUGCCAUGGAAAAGCUGAAGAGUGUUAUUAUGAUGAAAACGUUGCCAGAAGAAAUCUGAGUUUAAAUAUACAUGGAAAGUACAUUGGAGGUGGAGUAUGCAUUAACUGCACACAAAACACUGCUGGUAUAAACUGUGAGACAUGUAUUGAUGGCUUCUUCAGACCCAAAGGGGUAUCACCAAAUGAUCCAAGACCAUGCCAGCCUUGUCAUUGUGAUCCCAUGGGUUCCCUGACUGAAGUCUGUGUCAAGGAUGAGAAAUACGCUCGCCGAGGUCUGGCACCUGGAUCCUGUCAUUGCAAAACUGGCUUUGGAGGAGUGAGCUGUGAUCGGUGUGCCAGGGGCUACAUGGGUUACCCAGACUGCAAACCCUGUAACUGCAGUGGUUCAGGGAGCACAAAUGAGGAUCCUUGUUUUGGUCCCUGCAACUGCAAGGAGAAUGUUGAAGGAGGAGAUUGUAGUCGCUGCAAAUCUGGCUUCUUCAAUUUGCAAGAGGAUAACAGGAAAGGCUGUGAUGAGUGUUUCUGUUCAGGGGUUUCAAACAGAUGUCAGAGUUCCUACUGGACCUAUGGCAAUAUACAAGACAUGAGUGGCUGGUAUCUGACCGACAUCUCUGGCCAAAUUCAAGUGUCUCCCCAGCAGGACAACUUCGUGUCGCCUCAGCAGAUCAGCAUCAGUAACGUGGAGGCCCGGAGAGUCCUGCCAGACAGCUACUACUGGAGUGCUCCAGCUCCAUAUUUGGGAAACAAACUCCCAGCCGUAGGAGGACAGUUGACAUUUAUCAUCUCAUAUGACCUCGAGGAAGCGGAAGAAGAUACAGAGUAUGUUCUCCAGCUGAUGGUCCUCUUAGAGGGAAAUGGCUUGAGAAUCAGCACAGCCCAAGAAGAGGUGUAUCUUCAACCAUCUGAAGAACAUGUCAGCAUGUUAGCACUUAAAGAAGAGUCAUUUGCCAUACAUGGCACAAAUUUUCCAGUCAGUAGAAAGGAUUUUAUGACAGUGCUUGUGAAUUUGAAGAGAGUUCUCAUACAAAUCACAUACAACUUUGGGAUGGAUGCCAUCUUCAGGUUGAGCUCUGUGAAGCUUGAAUCUGCUGUCCCAUAUCCUACUGAUGGAAGUGUUGCAGCUGCUGUGGAAAUCUGUCAGUGUCCACCAGGGUAUAGUGGCUCCUCUUGUGAAUCUUGUUGGCCUCGGUACAGAAGAGUUAACGGCACCAUAUUUGGUGGCAUCUGUGAACCAUGUCAAUGCUUUGGUCAUGCAGAAUCCUGUGAUGACAUUACAGGAGAAUGCCUGAACUGUAUGGAUCAUACAGGUGGCCCCUAUUGCAAUAUAUGUCUUCCUGGUUUCUAUGGUGAUCCUACUCAAGGAACUGCUGAAGAUUGCAAGCCCUGUGCUUGUCCGCUCAAUAUUCCAUCCAAUAACUUUAGCCCGACCUGCCAUUUAGACCAGAGUCUUGGCCUGAUCUGUGAUGCAUGUUCUGUUGGGUACACAGGACCACGCUGUGAAAGGUGUGCAGAAGGCUAUUUUGGACAACCCUCUGUACCUGGAGGAUCAUGUCAACCAUGUCAAUGCAAUGACAACCUUGACUUCUCCAUCCCUGGCAGCUGUGACAGCUUGUCUGGCUCCUGUCUGAUAUGUAAGCCAGGUACAACAGGCCGGUACUGUGAGCUCUGUGCUGAUGGAUAUUUUGGAGACGCAGUUGAUGCAAAGAACUGUCAGCCCUGUCGUUGUAAUGUCAAUGGCUCCUUCUCAGAGAUUUGCCACCCUGGAACAGGACAGUGUGAUUGCAGACCCAAUGUGCAGGGACGCCGGUGUGAUGAAUGUAAGCCUGAAACAUUUGGCCUACAAUCGGCCAGGGGGUGUGUUCCCUGCAACUGCAAUUCUUUUGGGUCUAAAUCAUUUGACUGUGAAGAGAAUGGACAGUGUUGGUGCCAGCCUGGUGUUGCAGGGAAGAAAUGUGACCGUUGUGCCCGGGGCUAUUUCAACUUCCAAGAAGGAGGCUGCACAGCUUGUGAUUGUUCCCACCUGGGUAAUAACUGUGACCCAAAAACUGGUCAAUGCAUUUGCCCUCCAAACACCAUUGGAGAAAAAUGUUCUAAAUGUGCACCAAAUACGUGGGGCCACAGUAUUGUCACUGGUUGUCAGGCUUGUAAUUGCAGCAUGGUGGGCUCCUUGGAUUUCCAGUGCAAUGUGAACACAGGCCAGUGCAAGUGUCACCCAAAAUUCUCUGGUGCAAAAUGUGCAGAGUGUAAUAGAGGUCACUGGAACUACCCUCACUGCAAUCUCUGUGACUGCUUCCGGCCAGGGACAGAUGCCUCCACCUGUGACUCAGAGACUGGAAAAUGCUCUUGUAGUGAUCAAACUGGGCAGUGCACUUGUAAGGUGAAUGUGGAAGGCAUCCACUGUGACAGGUGUCGGCCAGGGAAAUUUGGACUUGAUGCCAAGAACCCACUUGGCUGCAGCAGCUGCUAUUGCUUCGGUGUUACUACUGGGUGCUCUGAAGCAAAAGGACUGAUCCGAACGUGGGUAACUCUGAAGGCUGAGCAGACCAUUCUGCCUCUAGUGGACGAGGCUCUGCAGCACACAACUACCAAAGGCAUUGCAUUUCAACAUCCUGAGAUUGUAGCAGACAUGGAUCUGGUGAGAAAAGACCUCCACUUGGAACCUUUUUAUUGGAAACUCCCAGAACAAUUUGAAGGAAAGAAGUUGAUGGCCUACGGAGGCAAACUCAAGUACACAAUCUAUUUUGAGGCUCGGGAAGAGACAGGCUUCUCUACUUAUAAACCUCAAGUUAUCAUUCGAGGUGGGACUCCUACUCAUGCUAGAAUUAUCAUCAGGCAUGUUGCUGCACCGCUCAUUGGCCAACUGACAAGGCAUGAAAUUGAAAUGACAGAGAAAGAAUGGAAAUAUUAUGGUGAUGAUCCUCGAGUCACUAGAUCUGUAACCCGCGAAGACUUCUUGGAUACACUAAAUGACAUUCAUUAUAUUCUUAUCAAGGCUACUUAUGGAAACAUCAUGAGACAAAGCAGAAUUUCUGAAAUUGCCAUGGAGGUAGCUGAACCAGGACGUAUAACUGCAGAGAGUCCUCCAGCUCACUUGAUAGAAAAAUGUGAUUGUCCUGUGGGCUAUUCUGGAUUGUCCUGUGAGACAUGUAUGCCAGGAUUUUAUCGACUUCGUUCUGAACCACGUGGCCGCAUCCCUGGUCCCACCCUGGGAACCUGUGUUCCAUGUCAGUGCAAUGGACACAGUAGCCUGUGUGAUCCUGAAACAUCCAUAUGCCAGAAUUGUCAACAUCACACUACUGGUGAUUUCUGUGAACGCUGUGCUCUUGGAUACUAUGGCAUUGUCAAGGGAUUGCCAAAUGACUGUCAGCAAUGUGCUUGCCCUCUGAUUUCUCCCAGCAACAAUUUCAGCCCUUCUUGCGUCAUCCAAGGCAUUGAUGAUUACCACUGCACAGCUUGUCCACGGGGAUAUGAAGGCCAAUACUGUGAAAGGUGUGCCCCUGGCUACACUGGCAGUCCAAGCAGCCCUGGAGGCUCCUGCCAAGAAUGUGAGUGUGACCCCUAUGGCUCACUGCCUGUCCCCUGUGACCCAGUCACAGGACUCUGCACAUGCCGCCCUGGAGCCACGGGAAGGAAGUGUGAUGGCUGCAAGCACUGGCAUGCACGCGAGGGCUCAGAGUGUGUUUUCUGUGGAGAUGAAUGCACAGGCCUGCUUCUCGAUGACCUGGCUCGCCUGGAGCAAAUGGCCAUGAGCAUCAACCUCACGGGCCCACUGCCUGCUCCGUAUAAAAUUCUCUAUGGCAUUGAAAAUACAACUCAGGAAUUAAAGCACCUGCUCUCACCCCAGCGGGCCCCUGAGAGGCUUAUUCAGUUGGCAGAAGGCAAUCUGAAUACACUUGUGAUGGAAAUGAAUGAGCUUCUGACCAGGGCUACCAAAGUGACAGCAGAUGGUGAGCAAACGGGACAGGAUGCUGAGAGGACCAACACAAGAGCAAAGUCCCUUGGAGAAUUUGUUGAAAAGCUUGCCCACGAUGCAGAAGCUGUAAAUGAAAAAGCCAUAAAACUAAAUGAAACUCUAGGAACUCAAGACAAGGCCCCUGAGAGAAAUUUACAAGAGCUUCAGAAAGAGAUAGAUCAGAUGAUGAAAGAGCUGAGGAGGAAAAAUCUGGAUAAACAAAAGGAAGUUGCAGAAGAUGAGUUGGUAGCUGCAGAAGGCCUUUUGAAGAAAGUAAACAAGCUAUUUGGAGAGUCCAGAGGCAAAAAUGAACAAUUGGAGAAGGAUCUCAGGGAGAAACUGGCUGACCACAAGAACAAAGUUGAUGAUGCUUGGGACCUGCUGAGAGAAGCCACAAAUAAAACCAGAGAAGCGAAUCGCUUAUCUGCUGCCAACCAAAAAAUCAUGACUGCUUUAGAGGAAAAGAAGGAGGCAGUUCAAAGUGGCAAAAGACAAAUUGAGAACACUUUAAAAGAAGGCAAUGACAUACUUGAUGAAGCCAAACGACUUGCAGAUGAAAUCGGCUCAGUCAUAGAAUAUGUUGAAGACAUUCAGACUAAAUUGCCACCAAUGUCUGAGGAACUUAAAGAUAAAAUAGAUGACCUCUCCCAAGAAAUAAAGGACAGGAAGCUUGCUGAGAAGGUGUCCCAGGCUGAAAGCCACGCAGCUCAGUUGAAUGACUCAUCUGCUGUACUUGAUGGAAUCCUUGAUGAAGCUAAAAACAUCUCCUUCAAUGCCACUGCAGCCUUCAAUGCUUACAGCAAUAUUAAAGACUAUAUUGAUGAAGCUGAGAAAGUUGCCAAAGAAGCCAAAGGUCUUGCACAAGAAGCUACAAGACUGGCAUCAGGUCCUCAAGGUUCAUUGAAGGAAGAUGCCAAAGGCUCUCUUCAAAAAAGCUUCAGGAUUCUUAAUGAAGCCAAGAAAUUAGCAAAUGAUGUAAAAGAAAAUAAUGACCAUCUAAAUGAUUUGACAACCAGGUUAGAGAAUGCUGAAGACAGAAAUGGUGAUCUCCUGAGAGCUUUGAAUGACACUUUGGGAAAGUUAUCAGCCAUUCCAAAUGACACAGCCGCUAAACUGCAAGCUGUUAAGGACAAAGCCAGACAAGCCAACGACACGGCCAAAGAUGUACUGGCUCAGAUUAAAGAGCUCCACCAGAACCUGGAUGGCCUGAAGCAAAAUUACAAUAAACUAGCAGAUAGCGUGGCCAAAACGAAUGCGGUGAUAAAAGAUCCUUCCAAGAACAAAAUCAUUGCAGAUGCAGAUGCCACUGUGAAAAAUCUAGAACAAGAAGCUGAUCGGCUGAUAGAUAAGCUGAAACCCAUCAAGGAACUUGAGGAUAACCUGAAGAAAAACAUCUCUGAGAUCAAGGAACUGAUAAAUCAAGCCCGGAAACAAGCCAAUUCUAUCAAAGUAUCUGUGUCUUCCGGAGGUGACUGCAUUCGAACAUACAAGCCGGAAAUCAAGAAAGGAAGCUACAAUAAUAUUAUUGUCAAUGUCAAGACAGCCGUUGCUGACAACCUCCUUUUUUAUCUUGGAAGUGCCAAAUUUAUUGACUUUCUGGCUAUAGAAAUGCGUAAAGGCAAAGUAAGUUUCCUCUGGGAUGUUGGAUCUGGAGUUGGGCGUGUGGAAUAUCCAGAUUUGACUAUUGAUGAUUCACAUUGGUACCGUAUUGAAGCAUCAAGAACGGGAAGAAAUGGAUCUAUUUCUGUGAGAGCCCUGGAUGGACCCAAAGCCAGCAUUGUGCCUAGUACCUACCACUCAGUAUCCCCUCCAGGAUACACCAUUCUAGAUGUGGAUGCAAAUGCAAUGCUGUUUGUUGGUGGCUUGACUGGGAAAUUAAAGAAGGCCGAUGCUGUGCGUGUGAUUACAUUCACUGGUUGUAUGGGAGAAACACACUUUGAUGGUAAACCUAUAGGUUUGUGGAAUUUCCGAGAAAAAGAAGGUGACUGCAAAGGAUGUACUGUCAGUCCUCAGGUGGAAGACAGUGAAGGGACUAUUCAGUUUGAUGGAGAAGGUUAUGCAUUGGUCAGCCGCCCCAUUCGCUGGUACCCCAACAUCUCCACUGUCAUGUUCAAGUUCCGGACAUUUUCAUCAAGUGCUCUCCUCAUGUACCUUGCCACAAGAGACCUGAAAGAUUUCAUGAGUGUAGAGCUCAGUGAUGGGCACAUAAAAGUCAGCUAUGAUCUGGGGUCAGGAAUGGCUUCCGUUGUCAGCAAUCAAAACCAUAAUGAUGGGAGAUGGAAAUCAUUCACCCUGUCAAGAAUUCAAAAACAAGCCAACAUAUCCAUUGUAGAUAUAGAUACUAACCAGGAGGAGAACAUAGCAACUUCAUCUUCUGGAAACAACUUUGGUCUUGAUUUGAAAGCAGAUGACAAAAUAUAUUUUGGUGGCCUGCCAACCCUGAGAAACUUGAGUAUGAAAGCAAGGCCAGAAGUAAAUGUGAAGAAAUAUUCUGGCUGCCUUAAAGAUAUUGAAAUUUCAAGAACUCCAUACAACAUACUCAGUAGUCCUGAUUACGUUGGCGUUACCAAAGGAUGUUCGCUGGAGAACGUUUACACAGUUAGCUUCCCCAAGCCUGGUUUUGUGGAACUUGUUCCUGUGUCGAUUGAUGUAGGCACAGACAUCAAUCUGUCCUUCAGCACCAAGAAUGAGUCUGGGAUCAUUCUCUUGGGAAGCGGAGGAGUAUCAGCACCACCUAGGAGAAAACGGAGGCAGACUGGACAGGCCUAUUAUGCCAUAUUCCUCAACAAGGGGCGUCUGGAAGUGCAUCUCUCCAUGGGGACACGAACAAUGAGGAAAAUUGUUGUCAGACCAGAGCCAAGUCUGUUUCAUGAUGGGAGAGAACAUUCUGUUCAUGUGGAGAGAACUAGAGGCAUCUUCACUGUUCAAGUCGAUGAAGAUAAAAGACACAUGCAAAAUCUCACAGUAGAACAGGCUAUUGAAGUCAAAAAGCUUUUCAUUGGGGGUGCUCCACCUGAAUUCCAACCUCCCCCACUCAGAAACAUUCCUCCUUUUGAAGGCUGUGUGUGGAAUCUUGUUAUUAACUCUGUCCCCAUGGACUUUGCCCAGCCUGUAUCCUUCAAAAAUGCAGACAUUGGUCGUUGUACCCAUCAGAAACCCCUGGAAGAUGAAGAUGGAGGAGUUCCAGCUGAAAUCAUUAUCCAGCCUGAGCCAGUUCCCACCCCAGCCUUCCUUACUCCCAGCCCAGCUGUGGCACAUGGACCUUGUGCUGCAGAAUCAGAACCAGCUCUUUUGAUGGGGAGCAAGCAGUUCGGACUUUCAAAAAACAGUCACAUUGCAAUUGCCUUUGAUGACACAAAAGUUAAGAACCGCCUUACAAUUGAAUUGGAAGUGCGAACCGAAGCUGAAUCAGGCUUGCUUUUUUACAUGGCUCGGAUCAAUCAUGCUGAUUUUGCUACAGUUCAGCUGAGAAAUGGAUUGCCGUACUUCAGUUAUGACUUGGGGAGUGGUGACACCAACACCAUGAUUCCCACCAAAAUCAAUGAUGGCCAGUGGCACAAGAUUAAGAUUGUGCGAAUUAAGCAAGAAGGAAUUCUUCAUGUAGAUGAUGCCUCCAACAGAACCAUCAGUCCCAAGAAAGCAGACAUCCUGGAUGUUGUGGGAAUGCUGUAUGUUGGUGGGUUACCCAUCAACUAUACCACCCGAAGAAUUGGUCCAGUGACCUACAGCAUUGAUGGCUGCAUUAGGAAUCUUCACAUGGAAGAAGCUCCUGUUGAUCUUGAACAACCGACCUCUAGCUUCCAUGUCGGGACCUGCUUUGCGAAUGCUCAGAGAGGAACCUAUUUUGAUGGGACAGGUUUUGCCAAAGCAGUUGGUGGAUUCAAAGUUGGAUUGGACCUUUUUGUAGAAUUUGAGUUCCGCACAACCAGAACAACUGGGGUUCUUUUGGGAAUCAGCAGCCAAAAAAUGGAUGGGAUGGGAAUUGAAAUGAUUGAUGAAAAGCUUAUGUUUCAUGUGGACAAUGGUGCUGGCCGAUUCACUGCUGUCUACGAUGCUGGGAUCCCAGGAUAUUUGUGUGAUGGACGAUGGCACAGAGUCACAGCCAACAAGAUCAAACACCGCAUUGAGCUCACAGUAGAUGGGAACCAGGUGGAAGCCCAAAGCCCAAACCCAGCAUCUACGUCAGCGGAUACAAAUGACCCUGUGUUUGUUGGAGGUUUCCCAGCUGGCCUCAACCAGUUUGGCCUGACAACCAACAUUAGAUUCCGAGGUUGCAUUCGAUCCCUGAGGCUCACCAAAGGCACCGGGAAGCCAUUGGAGGUUAAUUUUGCCAAGGCCUUAGAACUAAGGGGUGUGCAACCUGUAUCAUGCCCAGCUGACUAAUAAAAAUAAGCUCAAAUCCCAGAAGCAUCUAUAGAAACAAGUAUAUUGACAAAAACAAAUCUGUUUUACCUAUAUAUAUUAAUACAACUAAUUUGUGCCCAUAUAUUGAAUUCUUUCUAUAUACAGAUGGUGCUAAUUCAGACCCCAGAUUGAAUUUCAGUUCAAGUUCUUUCUCAAGUUUAUGAAUAUUAAACCUACUAUUUCAUUCUAAAUAA
This is a messenger RNA of Ictidomys tridecemlineatus (thirteen-lined ground squirrel), 9693 nucleotides long. NCBI's taxonomy places the organism in Eukaryota, Metazoa, Chordata, Mammalia, Rodentia, Sciuridae. The record is from RefSeq and is a predicted model, not a curated record.